Molecule: messenger RNA, 785 nt
Organism: Rosa rugosa (rugosa rose)
Lineage: Eukaryota; Viridiplantae; Streptophyta; Magnoliopsida; Rosales; Rosaceae
Exons: 3
Coding region: 5-559 (184 amino acids)
Source: RefSeq, a predicted model, not a curated record
CAAAAUGGCUCGUUUCUCAUUUUCAUCAAUGUUGCUUUUGCUGCUGGUUUCUCAUCCUGUCUUCAACUUCUUCAACACAAACUCCAGCCUACAGGAAACUCAUAUAUUGACGGUGGACUGUGCUAUUGCACCUCCUGCGAUGAUGGGGGCUCAAUAUCUUGCCCAACCAAUCGCUCGUCAUAAAACCCAGACAACUCAUGAUUAUACUUUGUCAAUUGUUCGAGUAUAUCAAGGUGUUGGUCAACCCCCAAUGGAUCCUUCUCAAACCAAGAGUGCUAGUAGUGCCUAUGCAGUGUCAGAUCUCGUAAAACGCUGUCUUAUAUCGGUGCUCAUCCUCAUUCUUAUUCUAAUAGGGUUGGUUCAGUUGAUCUGUGCCAUUAAGGGACGAAACACAACGCCUCCAUUAGCAACGCCCAUUUUCCAAGUCAUGAACAUGCAUCAACCUGAUUUUGAGCUACCAAGCAAUGUCCUUGUCUUGCAGCGGGCUCCUUUGGCUGCUCAACAUUCCCAUGGCAAUGCUUUCAACCUUGAUGCCGAGGUUGAUGUUCAAGUGGACUAACUAAUGAGCCCGUAACUCCUUACUCACAUAGACACUGUUGAAACUAUGCAUGGGGUAUGUCUUCAUAAAUCUCUAGCCAGAUGGUAUGUGUUCAUGGGUAUUCCGUAUUCAUAGGUACUUGAAUAUUGUAAGAAUUGAUCGAUGUUUCAAUAUGAGAUUAUGAAUAAAUUAAGUAUAAACAGACUUGUUUCAAUGAUAAUUUUGUCCAUACAUACAGUACUGAAUG